AUGCUAGGUCCGCUGGGUCCACACUUGGUCGGGUCAUUCAACACCAGCAUCAGUGCAGUACCUGUGGACAGCGGCAACCAGAAAGGCCUCCAGGUUGGGGGCCAGCUGCCCGGCGGUGUGCAUGUGGGACCUCAGCAGCAGAACCAGCAGCUCCUCCUGACCCCAGCCAGCCUCCAGCUCGCUCAGCUCCAGGCCCAGCUUACUCUCCAUCGCCUCAAACUGGCUCAGGGGGGCAAUACAGCCACUGCCGCCACUGUUCUCAAUCAGGUUCUUUCCAAUGUCGCCAUGUCCCAACCCCUGUUCAAUCAGCUACGGACUUCGACUAUGGUUGGGAACCCACAGGGUGCCUUCCCCACGGGUGUGCUAGGUUUUCCCUCUUCAAAUUCGGCCUUGGGAGCCUUGGUCAGUGGUGGAUUCAACCAAAACCCAGGGAAUGUGAGACUAAACCAUCCUGGUGGAGGGGGAGCAGUGGGCCAACAGGGUGCGGAGUAUGGUAAAAAGUCAGGUUCAACUUACCCUUCUGAUACUGACAGGCGUCAUCAGUACAACUUAAUUGGGGGGACAUCUGCGGCAUCAGCCGCUGCUGGUGAUGGACAGUACUCAGUGAUAAACACUCAGGCAAAAAACAUGAACAGUGUUGGUUUUCAGAGAGAUUUCUAUGGGCAGGAUGUUCUGGGGCAGAAAGCUGGGUUUAGCGUCAAUGAGCAGCAUGUGAAUGUUUAUAACUCCACUGGGAUUAAGGAGCAAUGGAAAGGCCCCGCUAACUUGAGUCAACCUGGAAAGGUUGACAUGGUUUCUAAGGCUGCCAAUUUGUGGACAGCAGCUGGGCAGCCAAUUCGGUCCAGAACGGAACUGUACAACCCAGAGGAGCCAACCGCUGACCCCAAGUUCAAUCCCAGUAGCGGGGUUUCCUCUUUCGGUUCAAGUGGCGCACAGGGGUUUGGGGGCUACCAGACCCUGCGUGGAAGUGAGGACACCCUAUCUUCAGGUAUCAGGACACUUCAGCCUUACCAAGUCAAUGAUUACCAUGCUGUCACACCCACUCAACUACCACACCAGUGUAGCAUCUGUGACAAGAAGGUCUACAACCUCAAGGACUGGGACCAGCAUGUGAAGGGAAAACUACAUCUGCAGAACCGAACAUUGUACACAAACGAAAGCUCUGCAGUGGUAUCAGCUGGGGCUGUUCACUAUGCUGUCGGCAGGCCUUCUGAUGGAGGUCUGAACACCGGAGCGACAAACUCUAUGGUCUACUCUACUGCAAGUCAAGAUGUAUCCUCAGGAGCCAAUACAGCAUACUUGCCAGCUGCAGCCAUGAAGACUUAUUCCAUGUCAGACGCAGGAUUUGCCUCACACCAGCCAGAGUCAAAGCCAUUUCCACCCAGAAAGGCCACAGCAGGGCGUGUCGUUCACAUCUGCAACCUCCCUGAAGGCAGCUGCACAGAGAAUGAUGUCAUCAACCUGGGACUACCUUUUGGCAAAGUCACCAACUACAUCCUCAUGCGCUCUACCCAUCAGGCAUUUCUGGAGAUGGCGUAUGUUGAAGCAGCUCAGGCCAUGGUUCAAUACUACCAACUUACUCCUGCUAUGAUUAACACUCAGAAACUUCUCAUACGAAUGUCUAAGAGGUACAAGGAGCUGCAACUCAAGAAACCGGGUAAGGAUGUUCAAUCAAUCAUCCAGGAUAUCAGCUGUCAGCGGGAGAGGGAUGAGAUGCAAGAACUUGAGCAAUACAUGCCAGAGAGAGCACGCUCCCGCAGCCCUAUCAGCCGCUCUUUGAGUCCUCACUCACACAGCCCGAGUUUUACAUCAUGCAGCUCAGCCCACAGUCCCCAGGGGCCACAAUGCAGGGGUCUGGAGAGAGGCAGUAAUGGCCUGGGCCCCUGCCGGGACUCUUGGGAUUGGUCAUCACACUUAAGAAGGGGUGAGGAUGAAAGGGAGAGGGAUGACACAUGGAGGAAUGGGGGCAGCGUAGAUGACGAUCGGGCUAAUGGACGCGCAGCCGACCGUCGGAAGGCUUACCAGAAACCCUUGGAUCAUAUCAGCUUGAGAUCUGCAGAUGAGCAGCGAGGAGGAGGAGGUGGUGAAGGGAUGAGGGGAAACAGAGACUGGCACCCACGAGGCAGCCCUCAAGGUGUGUCCUUCAACUCUUACAGGAACAUAGAGGACGAUUUCUACAUGAAGGAACAAAUGUACAAGUCAGACAAGCUGCCCAGACCUCCAUACCAAAGGCAUGACACAAAGCCAAAGCGGAGGGAUGGUGGUGACUACCACAGCAGAUCGAGGCAUUCUGAGUUUGAUAUGACUGAGGAGCCACUUCGCAGAACACUAGAAGACAAGAGGCAGAGUUCACCAGACAGGGGCAGGAGCAAAAAGAUAAGCAGGAGGCAGACCACUGUGGAAAAACAGGAGAGAGAAAAUGCUACUGAAAACACGGAUCGCCAGUCAAAAGAAAAAUCUGUGUCACCUCAGCAACUCAAUAAGCCAAAAGAAACUACUGAAUGUAGUAAAGAGAGAGACACUGUGAAGCAGAGGGAAAGUGGAGAUGACACUGAUGAAGAGUGUUGGUAUCCCAAGAACAUGGAGGAACUGGUCACUGUAGAUGAAGUCGGGGGAGAGGAUGAUUCCAUUAUUGAGCCAGACCUUCCUGAGCUGGAAAAGUAUACAUCCUGCCCCAAAGAGUCUGCAGAGGAAGAAGCAGUGGAGGAGCAUGUAUUACCCCCUACCUCCUCCUCUUUGGAGGUGCAGGAGAUAUCUAACGAAAAGUCUAACCAAGAAAAGUUCUGUGAGGAUGCUGGAGACCCAGCAGAAACAUCUUUAACUGAGAAACCAGGGAAAGUUUUAACUGCACCCAGUCCUGAAGACCAGAAACGUGGUCCAGUGGCUCCUGAUCUACCAGUCACCAACCUUAAUGACUUCCCCUGUGAGGAGUUCAAGGCUGCACUAGAAGAGACAUGUUUAGAGGUUAAAAUAAACAAAAGCGGGUCAUCAGAAGAGCCAAUGGAAAAUCACGUUUAUGUAUCAGAGGACAGCAAAACCAUGGAAGUAGGACGGGUCACAGAAACAAUCAAUGAUGGGGUUCAACAGAAGGACGGCAGUCUUAAAACAGAGCUUGAGGCCCCCUUGCCAUCUCAUGAGCAAAACAAAGCUGUCAGUGAACACAGCAUCUCUUUGGGAGUAGAGUUCAUUGUGCCAAAGACUGGCUUCUACUGUAAACUCUGCGGGCUGUUCUACACCAGCGAGGAGACUGCAAAGACCACUCACUGCCGCAGCACGGUACACUACAGGAACCUACAGAAAUACCUUUCCCAGCUGGCAGAGGAGAGUCUGUCAGGCACACAACCAUCAGCCGCACAGUGACAUCAGCUUGACCUCUCACGUCUUGUUCAGCAAACAGCAGAGGAUAGAUUUGUGUGUGCGUGCUGUUGGUGCAAAGAUGUGGACUACUACAGCAUGGUAAAUGUGACACGUGGAAGCUAGAGUAUGCGGACGAUUGCACUGGUUUUGUUAUUCUGGGGGGAGGGAUGUUUGUAUGCCUUGAAUGACACUGACAACCCCAGCCAUAGAUGCUCUCAGUGUUACAAUACAGUGUACAUACCUGAAGUGUAAUGUAUAAUGAGGCUACAAUAUUUAAUUGCAAUUGUUUUCAUUUAUCAGUUUCCUUGCAGUUUAUGUCAUUAGAUUUUGUGUGAUAAAAUGUAUUUGUUGUUUAUUUAUUUUUUUGAAAGGGAAAUGUAUUAAUUAAAUUAAAUUAGUUACGAAGACGACAUGUUGUUACAGCGUGGGCUUAUGGUAGUCCAUCUGCUGAGUUUAAAUCAAUUACAAUACAAUUAUUUAUCAAUAAUGAUACAUUUACAAUUGCAAAAUAACUUGAAAAACGUGCCAAGGAAUGUUUUUACUAAAAAACUGAUGCAGAUUCUCAGGUUUCAGAUUUCACUGUACAGCUUAGUACACAGCAUUUACAUUUUUAUUUAUAUCUGUGGUUUUAAAGGCUCUCGCUGUUUUUCUUUCACAUUUUGACAGUUUGUGCACUACAAUAUCUGUCUGUUGGGUAAAAAUGUACAUUAUUUGGAUUGAUAAUGAUGCAACUAUGCAAAAGAUCUUUAUUUUCUUGAAGUUCUAUGUUGGAUUUAAUUCAUGAAACAAUCACUGGUCACAUUUGCCAACAUAUGUAAUGCCUUAAAUAUUAAAGACCUUAGACUGGACCAUGUGUUUAAUUUAUCAGAGUUAAACAUGCAAUGUUAUCAAGCCAGAAUUUGUUUUUGUAUACUGUGAAUACUGAU
Micropterus dolomieu (smallmouth bass) is the source of this 4283-nucleotide messenger RNA. It is a transcript of the gene rbm20, whose product is annotated as RNA binding motif protein 20. NCBI's taxonomy places the organism in Eukaryota, Metazoa, Chordata, Actinopteri, Centrarchiformes, Centrarchidae. The record is from RefSeq and is a predicted model, not a curated record. Gene Ontology annotation, molecular function: mRNA binding; zinc ion binding. Gene Ontology annotation, cellular component: nucleus. The transcript is spliced from 14 exons. Gene Ontology annotation, biological process: regulation of RNA splicing. Bases 1 to 3360 code for a protein of 1119 amino acids.